AUGAAGGACAAAUCGAAGAACGCCGCGAAGACGCGCCGGGAGAAGGAGAACGGGGAGUUCUACGAGCUGGCCAAGCUGCUCCCCCUGCCCUCCGCCAUCACCUCCCAGCUGGACAAGGCUAGCAUCAUCCGCCUCACCACCUCCUACCUGAGGAUGAGAGCCGUGUUCCCCGACGGUCUGGGUGACGCCUGGGGCCAAGCUUCACGAGGGAGCCAUCUGGACAACAUGGCCAAAGAACUGGGCUCCCAUCUCCUGCAGACUCUCGAUGGAUUUGUUUUCGUCGUUGCUCCUGACGGAAAGAUUAUGUACAUCUCUGAAACGGCAUCCGUCCAUCUUGGCCUGUCCCAGGUAGAGCUAACAGGAAACAGUAUUUUCGAGUACAUCCACCCAGCGGACCAUGAUGAGAUGACUGCUGUCCUCAGUGCUCAGAAAGCCCCCCACUGCCACCUCUCCCAAGAGUAUGAGAUUGAGCGGUCUUUCUUCCUGAGGAUGAAGUGUGUGCUGGCGAAGCGCAACGCCGGAUUAACAUGUGGAGGAUUUAAGGUGAUCCACUGCAGCGGAUACCUGAAGCUGCGGCGGUACAUGCUGGAUGCGCCGCUCUACGACGCCUGGUAUCAGAUCGUCGGCCUCGUCGCCGUGGGGAACUCGCUGCCCCCCAGCGGCAUCACGGAGAUCAAGCUCCACAGCAACAUGUUCAUGUUCCGGGCCAGUCUGGACCUCAAGCUCAUCUUCCUAGACUCCAGGGUGGCUGAGUUGACGGGAUACGAGCCCCAGGACCUCAUUGAGAAGACGCUCUACCACCACGUCCACGGCUGUGACGUCUUCCAGCUCCGCUCCGCGCACCACCUCCUGUUGGUAAAGGGCCAGGUGACCACUAAGUACUACCGGCUGCUGUCGAAGCGUGGAGGCUGGGUCUGGGUGCAGAGCUACGCCACCAUCGUCCACAAUAGCCGCUCCUCCAGACCUCACUGCAUCGUCAGUAUCAACUACGUCCUCACUGACGUUGAAUACCAGGAGCUGCCACUGUCUCAGGAACAGAACGCGGCCGUCAGGUCCGGCCUUAGCUACAAGAGAAGCCUGGCUUCUCCUCCUCCACCGCUCCACAAACACCUGAAGACCAGAACGCUGAAGGUCAAAACCAGAGUCAAACCCGCCCCGUACCCCACGCCUGCCAAGCUGAGCUGCUCCCCACAGGGGGGGGGUUGGAAAGAGAGCGUGCACGGCGCCACACCUGGCGGGUCCACCACGGCCCACCUGGAGGAGGGAGAGGGGGGACGCGGGGUCCACCACAGCCUCAACACCCCCCACGAUCCCGAGGCGGCUCCUUACUGGACCGACCCCGAGCCGGCCAGGGCCCACCAGCUGCUGCCGAGCUGCACGGCCCUGCAGCACCGGGACGGCCUGCUGAAGGCAGAGCCCAGCCAUUCGCCGGUCAGGAGAAGGCCCAUCGCGGGCGCCGACACACUCCACCCCUGCGCCAGGGUGACCAAGGGGGGCGGCCGGGCGGCGUUCGGCCCGGAGCACGGCUACAAACCCACGGGGAGGGAGAGUGAGGUCCAGGGGGGGGCAGGCGCUCCGCUGCCGUGUCCUCUGUUCGGCAGCUUGGUGCUGAGCAAGGGCAUUAGGGAGCAGCCUCGCCCCUUUCACGCCCAGACCUUCCCCAGGCAACGCCUGCUGGACCAGAGGAGGAGGCUGCCCGCGCCCGAGGCGUCCUCGUCCUGCCAUUACAAAGGAUACCUACACCACCACCACCCCGCCGGGCUCGGCCAGCAGAUCUCCGCCCAGGAGCAGGAGGCCGGGGCGCUGGAGAAGGAGGAGAGGAGGAUGUGGAUAGGAAUGGGCAUGGGCGUGGCCAUGGGCGGACCCGCCCAGCCGCCGUACGUGUCUUUGAACCUUCACCAAGUCUUCAGCAAUCGCAGCAGCGCCGUGAAAGCGCCUCCCUACACCGCGUUGGGGCAUUUUGCAGACGGUUACGGUUGCCACGGUAAUGACGUGGUGUCCUACAGCAAUAAGAGUCAAAGCCCCGCCCUAGGCCCCGCCCAAGGAGGGCAACGCGAGAUUCCACAUUACAUCGGUACAUCCGUGAUCAUCGCCAACGAGAGCUGA
Messenger RNA from Gadus chalcogrammus (walleye pollock), 2106 nucleotides. RefSeq names its product SIM bHLH transcription factor 2 (gene sim2). Gene Ontology annotation, biological process: regulation of transcription by RNA polymerase II. The transcript is spliced from 11 exons. The record is from RefSeq and is a predicted model, not a curated record. NCBI's taxonomy places the organism in Eukaryota, Metazoa, Chordata, Actinopteri, Gadiformes, Gadidae. Bases 1 to 2106 code for a protein of 701 amino acids. Gene Ontology annotation, molecular function: DNA-binding transcription factor activity, RNA polymerase II-specific; RNA polymerase II transcription regulatory region sequence-specific DNA binding; protein dimerization activity.